Messenger RNA from Ahaetulla prasina, 8756 nucleotides. It is a transcript of the gene USP31, whose product is annotated as ubiquitin specific peptidase 31. The transcript is spliced from 16 exons. Gene Ontology annotation, biological process: protein deubiquitination. NCBI's taxonomy places the organism in Eukaryota, Metazoa, Chordata, Lepidosauria, Squamata, Colubridae. Gene Ontology annotation, molecular function: cysteine-type deubiquitinase activity. The coding region runs from base 1 to 3738 and encodes 1245 amino acids. The record is from RefSeq and is a predicted model, not a curated record.
AUGAACGCCGUGCUGCAGUGCCUGAGCAACACGGAGCCGCUGGCCGAGUUCCUGGCGCUGGAGCAGUUCCGCGGGCCCGGCCCGCCCCCGCCGCCCCCCGAGCCCGAGCCCGAGCCCCGCGCCGGGGAGGUGACGGAGCAGCUGGCGCAGCUGGUUCGCGCCCUCUGGACCCUCCAGUACACGCCGCAGCACAGCCGCGAGUUCAAGGGGAGCCCGCCCGACGCCUCGGCCGGCCCCGCAGUGCGGAGAGCGCCUCCUGCCCUCCCGGCCGCCGCCGCCCCCGAGCCCGAGCCCGAGCCCCGCGCCGGGGAGGUGACGGAGCAGCUGGCGCAGCUGGUUCGCGCCCUCUGGACCCUCCAGUACACGCCGCAGCACAGCCGCGAGUUCAAGAGCAUCGUUUCCAAGAAUGCUUUGCAGUUCCGGGGGAGCUCACAGCACGACGCGCAGGAGUUCCUGCUCUGGCUUCUCGACCGAGUGCAUGAAGAUCUCCACAAUUUAGUGAAGAACAGUGAUGGAAGAGCACCUGUGAAGCCACCGUUAGAAGAAGAUUCCCUAAUUGAGGGGAGCCUUUUGCCGGUCAACAGCACUUUUGUCCAGGAACUCUUCCAAGCUCAGUACAGGUCAUCCUUGACAUGUCCUCAUUGCCAGAAGCAGAGCAACACUUUCGAUCCUUUCCUUUGCAUUUCUCUGCCGAUCCCGCUGCCCCAUACACGCCCGCUCUAUGUUACCGUGGUCUAUCGAGGGAAGUGCUCCCACUGCAUGCGCAUUGGAGUGGCCGUGCCUUUAUCCGGAACAGUCGCCCAGCUGAGGGAAGCGGUGGCCAGAGAAACCAAAAUACCUGCCAAACAGAUUGUGCUCACGGAGAUGUAUUACGAUGGCUUCCAUCGCUCUUUCUCUGACGUGGAUGACCUGGACACGGUGCAAGAGAGCGACUGUAUCUUCGCCUUUGAGACCCCGGAGAUCUUCUGGCCAGAAGGGAUCCUAAGCCAGAGAGGAAUCCACGCCAACAGCAAUCUGAACCACUUGAAAUACAGCCUCGACCAUGCCAAGUCGGCCACUUACGCCCAGGCGAGGCUGGAGAGUGGCAGUGCCCGGACAAUGGCAGCAGCUGCUGCCCUGAGUGAUAAGCUGGUCAUCUUGGUGUGUAACAGAGCCUGCAGUGGACAGCAGGGAAAGAGGUUUGGCCAGCCCUUCGUGCUCCAUUUGGAGAAGACCAUCCCUUGGGACCUUCUGCAGAAGGAGAUCUUGGAGAAGAUGCAGUAUUUUCUGCGCCCCUCAGCCUGCAUUCAGGUGUGUCCGUUCAGCUUGCGAGUGGUCAGUGCUGUGGGCAUCACGUACCUCUUGCCUCAGGAGGAGCGGCCUCUCUGCCACCUGAUGGUGGAACGAACCUUGAAGUCUUGUGGGACAGGUGGAACCCCCCACGUGAAGUUGGUGGUCGAAUGGGACAAGGAGACGAAAGACUACUUGUUCAUCAACACGGAGGAGGAGUACAUCCCUGACGCCGAGAGUGUCCGCCAGCAGAGGGCGCUGCACCAGCAGCCGCAGUCCUGCACCUUAGCCCAGUGUUUCCAGCUCUACACCAAAGAGGAGCAGCUGGCCCCCGACGAUGCCUGGCGCUGCCCCCACUGCAAGCAGCUGCAGCAAGGAAGCAUCAGCCUGAGCCUCUGGACGCUGCCUGACGUGCUCAUCAUUCACUUGAAGCGCUUCCGACAGGAAGGAGACCGGCGCAUGAAGCUGCAGAACAUGGUCCGGUUUCCCCUGACUGGCCUUGACAUGACCCCUCACGUGGUCAAGCGAAGCCAGAGCAGCUGGAGCCUGCCCUCCCACUGGUCCCCCUGGAGGCGCCCCUAUGGCUUGGGCAGAGACCCAGAGGACUUCAUCUACGACCUGUACGCGGUGUGCAACCACCAUGGCACCAUGCAGGGGGGGCAUUACACAGCCUACUGCAAGAACUCUGUGGAUGGCCUCUGGUACUGCUUUGAUGACAGUGAGGUCCAGCAGCUGGCCGAGAACGAGGUGUGCAAGCCCACUGCCUACAUCCUCUUCUACCAGCGGCGGACGGCCAUUCCUGCCUGGUCAGCCAACAGUUCUGUGGCAGGUUCUACCAGCUCCUCCUUGUGUGAGCACUGGGUGAGUCGGUUGCCGGGCAGCAAACCGCCCAGCGUGACCUCAGCGGCCUCCUCCAGGCGCACCUCCUUGGCUUCCCUCUCGGAGUCGGUGGAACUGAUGGGGGAGCGGAGUGAGGAUGACGGAGGGUUUUCGACCCGGCCCUUUGUGAGGAGCGUCCAGCGCCAGAACUUGUCUUCCAGAUCCUCAGUGACCAGCCCUUUGGCCACCAAUGAAAACGGGAUCCGUCCAUCGUGGUCCCUCUCCGCCAAGCUGCAGAUGCGCUCCAGCUCAGCUUCUCCUGUCCACGGCUCCUCUGGCACUCUGGAGAGAAUUGGAGAGUCGGCCGAUGACCGCGUGGCCACCUCCUGCUUUGGCAGCCGGCGGAGUCUCUCCGGCAGCCCCCUGGAGCCCAGGGCAGCAGGAGGCGGCCACCGUGGCCAGCAGGACUCUCGGACACUUGGCAGGGCCCCCCUGGCAGUCAUGGAAGGGGUCUUCAGAGAAGAUGGCCCAGCGUGGAAAGCCUCAGGCAAGACAGGCCCAAACAGCUCCCCUCUGGGCCCCUUUGACAACAACAACCAGAUUGCCUUCGUUGACCAGAGUGACUCUGUGGAAAGCUCUCCGGUCAAGGACGGUCAGAACUUUGGCUGGGCGGCCAAGCCGGAGGGUGGCAGCCCCCUCCAAGCCCCUCCCUCCCAAGACAGCCUUGGGCCAGGCAGCAGCUUGAACUCAGAGCGGGCAAUCUUGUCCAGCCAGGAUUCCCUGACAUCUCACCGGUCGGUCGCAUCCCCCCCUCCCUCCAAAGCCUUGCCGAAGGCGUCCCGUUCCCGGAGCAAGCUGGAGUCGUGCAGGGCCAGUGGGCGCCCUGGUUCUCCUGCAGCCAGGCCGGGCAAGAAAGAGGCUGGCGCGAAGGGCCCUGAGGCCGCCUCUGCCACCUCCACCCAGCCGAAGCACCGGCCGGUUUCCUCGCCGUCUUCCUCUGCGGCGGCCAGAAGGAGCUCCUCUGGGGGCUCUGUGCGGGGACACCCCCCCUCAGGCAAGAGCAGGACUUCAGAGCGCGGCCUCAGCAGGGAGGGCUCCAAGCUGAGCAUGAGCUCAGAGAAGACGAGUGGGGCUGCUAGCCCGCGCACAAACUCUCCCCGGCUGGGCCAGGCACGUGGGGAGGGCAGGACCCCCGAGAGCAAACACGUGCGCAGCACCUCCCUGGCCAGCCUACGCUCACCUGGCCCUGGUCCCCGGUCCAGCCUGAAGAGGGACAGCAAGUCAGAGGAGAAAGGCUUGUCCUUCUUCAAAUCCGCCCUCCGCCAGAAGGAGACCCGCCGGUCAGCUGACCUGGGCAAGACCAGCCUGCUGGCCAAAAAGGUGGGGGGUGGCUCCUGUAAGGCUGCGGGGAAGACCCUCUCGGAGGAGAAGCUUCCGGAGAAGGCAACGCUACCCAAUGCCAGCAUGGCUGCCAAAGACCCCCUCAUACCCGGCAAACGCUCCUUGCUGACCGCUUGCAAAUUGCAGUCUUCCCAGCCGGAGGGCAGCCCCAAGUCCCCCGGAGGGGGAAGGCCGGCCAUCAACAAGGCUCUGCCCAGGCUCCCACCGGGGGUCUCCUCCUCCACCCGCACAUCUUCCGUGUCACCGUGAUCCGCUGCUACUCGGCUGCUGCUCUUCAGCUGCCCCGGAGGGGCAGACCCUUCCUUGUUUUCCGUGGAUGGGGGAACCUCGCUGCUCAGGCCCCUCCCAGUUCUGUCCUCGUGCCAGGUCGCCGUGGGCAUUUGCAGAGUUGCCCAGGGACCCCCCCCCCCCAGCCUGGAGCCCUCCUGGAGUGCAUGACUGCCAGCCGGGAGGUCUUGCCAGGUGUGCUCUCCUGGGGCCGGCCAGGGCAGGUGGUGGCCCAGCUCUGUGAGCUGAGAAGGCCCACGGAGGGAGCCCGGGGCACAAAUGGCCCCCUGGUCCUGCUUCUCCCUCCUUGUCUCCCCAUGUCACAAGCUUCCCCCAGGGCAAUAUCUCAGCGCUUACAUUAUUUCUCAGGUAAAUGCUCAGCCAGAACUAGGAGGAACCGAAGACUCUGAGAAAGGUGCCUUCUCUCUCUCUCUCUCUCUGUCUCUCUCUGUCUCUCUCCUCUCUUUUCACAUUCUCUUCAUUCUGAAAGGUUUCUGUUGCUGUCUUUAUGGCCUGUCCUGCCUGGGGCCUCCUUUGUCCCUCCUUAUCCUUCUGAGCAAGGGAGGGAAGGGGAGCUGGGAAGGUGGCUGGGAAGGCAGCUUUGUGCUGCCCCUGGAAGGAUGGCCCAACUCCAGCCCCUUCAGGGCUUCUGGCGGGAGGGGUGCUCUGCUUUGGGGGGCCCAACCAGACCAGGCUGUUUCUGUUCUUGCUGCUUCUCCUGUGGGGUGGCUUGGCUUUUCAGCCCAAGACCCCCAUCUUGCCCCAGCUCUCUCUGGAACCAGGACUGUGUCUUCCUCCCCAUGUUUUUCAUCAUAUUUCCCUGGCGGUCCUGGGUGCUCUGAACUUCUGACACCCGCCUUGUUCUUUCUUGCUCAGCUCUUCCCAAACAUCCUCCGUGUCCGCUGGCUGGGUACGGACAUGCAGAAAGGAAGGAUGCCUUAGAUCCUCUCGUAUUCUAGAUGGCAGGUGGGCCCCCUCCCCGUGCAGAGUAGCAGCAGGACCUGCGGUUUUCUUGCUGCCUCUGCUUUGCAGGUCCCGUCCCUCCCCCCGAUGAACUGAGCCCCCCGCCCUCUGUGGCUGACACUCUAAGCUCCUCUUUGGCUGCUCUGCGGGGGGCUCGGUCUUCUCCCUGGCAGCUCUAGGAGGAAGCUUUUGCCCCCUGCUCAGUCUUGGGUUAAAUCCCUGUAAGCAAGAGUGUUAAGGAGCCACUCACUUGCUCCACCCCCUUGGAAAGCAAGAGGGAGCUCCCUUCACAUGUUUUACGGAACGUCCAGGAAGCUUCUCCAACUAGCUCCAUCCAAAAACAUUGGGAUCGAAUUCCCAGAAUUCCUAGCUCCCAUGCUGGGGCCUUUUGGAAGUCACGGUCUUAUCAUAUUCGGGAAGCACCGGUUGGAGAAAUGGGCUUCUGUUGAAAUGAGGAUGAACUUUGAUGCUUCAGUUUGGAGAAGAGCAGCUGGCUCCUGGGUGGGGGGCAAAGCAUUGCAGGCUGGUCUCUUGUCUACGUGAGGCACAACGUGUGUGUGUGCGUGUGUGCGUGUGUGCGUGCAUGUAUUUGCUGUAGCAGCAGUUCAUGCAGCAAGGAGGAAGAGAGCCGGUGAGAAUAGGAGUCCACCUGACCCUUGAGGCGUCUGUCCCCUGUUCAGACUUUCUUUUUUGUGGAGUAAGACCAGCUUGCUUGGAGCAGCCUUCUAAAGCUCUCUGUGGCCGAGUCUCUUACGGUGGGGGCUCCCUCUUGGUUCUCCCUUGUCCCAUGGAGCUCCUCUCAGUGAGAGAAACGGGCCGUUGGUUCCUGAGCUCCUCCGUUGCCAACACUGUCACCUAGGGCUCAGGGGGCAUCUGAACAAGUUGGCCUCAGAAUCAAGGUGUUGUGAUGCCAGACUAUCCUCUCUAGAAGCUUCUUGAGUUCUUGGGGUUGGGUAGGGUGGGGGUGGGGACUGGUAGUAACUAAUUCUGGCAUCCUUCAAAGAGGAUGGGAACCACAUUCAUCCUCCGCAGGCAUCUUUCUUCCUUGUGUGAUCAUCCUUCUAGUACAGAAGAGUCCAAUUCCUCAUCCCAGAAGGCUUUUCUUCUUUCUUUCUUUCUUUCUUUCUUUCUUUCUUUCUUUCUUUCUUUCUUUCUUUCUUUCUUUCUUUCUUUCUUUUUCUUUUUUUUUUCUGAUUCGGUUGGUGUUAAUUUGUACCUUGUUCUGUUCAGAAGAGGUUACACCUUGAACACUUCACAUUACUUGUCCUCAAUACGCCACACGAAGCCUUUGCAACUUAACUUUGCAGCCCUUGCUUUAAGUCCGUGUCUUUACACACAGAUGAGGCUCAGCUCAGCUCAGAGAAGGACAGGGAAGUUCCACACUCCAGGAGUGACUUAAUUCUGCAGACAGUUUUGUGCUUGGCAAUCACAUCUGGAAUGCUGAGCAUGGCCAGUUACUUUCCCCCUACUAUCGAAGUUCAAUUUGCAUGGUACCGCUCAGCUGUUCCCUAUGCAUGCCCAUAUUAAGUACGCAAACAGCUCUUGCAAGCUACAGUAGGAUACACCAUGGGAAGGAUAAGCUCCCCAUUUCCCUUCUGAGGUUUCUAAGUUGCAGCUCCCAGCAUCCCUCGCUGUGGGCCGUGUCCCCUCAGGAUGGCGGAGUGCCGUCUGGAGGCUGCAGCUCAGGGAUCCUGGGCUGGGUUGCAAGAAUUCUGGAUGGGGGUCUUUGUCCGAGCUGCACUGGAUGCGUCUGAGGAGCCCCCGGCCUUUGUUCCUUACUUUGGUAGACCCCCCAAAGCUUCCUGUCUGUGAUCUUUGGUUGACUUCUGUGGAUAUAAAACUUAGCUGUGAAGUACUUCAAAGAAGGCAGGCAGUUUUUCUUAUUGUCAGCUAUGUUUGUCUUUCGAAGCAAGAGAAUCUAUGCAGCUUUUACCCCAGAGCCCUCCUGACCCACUUUUCGUCACGUGGCUUCGUGAACAUUGUCAGCUCCUGGACUGGGAAUACCAGCCACCUCCCCACGGCCCAGGAAGGCAGAGCUUCGUCCUGGCCAGGGGGAGCUGGCUGUUGGCCUACGGCCUGCAGAGUCGCUUAGGAGGGGCCCUAGAAACGGCCCCAGGCAGGCCCAUUGGGCCCCUCUGCCCAGGACAGGCCUGGUCUGACUUGUUCAGUGCCUUCCGCUUAGCCAUUCCGGAGACCCUCAGGGGGCCAGAAGGCGUUUGCGCUUGGAAAUUCCAGCUGGAAUUACAUUUGUGGGAAAAUCUUUUUUUUGCUCAUUUCCCAAUUAAUCUGCUGAUGGGUCCAACAUAACCGCACAAGCAACUAAGAUUUAGUUUUAAUCUUUGGUGAGUUGACGUGAAGGUUUUUCUUCACUGACCCGAGAGCCAAACUCAAGAGACCUAAAGAGGAGAACAGAGUUUGCCAGACGUGAAAAUUGUGGAAACUUCUGAGGGCCCCGGAAGCGUCUCUGAGCUCGGCCUCGGAUUCCGCCAUCACCGGAAGGGGCAGCCAGAGAAUCCAGCGCCAUGGAGCCCCUGCUCACCUUUGGCUAAAACUAGAUGCUCAACCCGACGAGUCAACCGUGGCGACCUGAGUUGCGUGUGAGGAGCUGCAUGCUUCCCUUCCCUUCCCCGCUGCUGACUUUGAUACGUGAUCAGAGUUUCCAUCUUUUUUUUAAAUCUCUACAAUCCGCUGGGGGGGGAGGCUGUGUCUCCUUCCCAGGAGGGGUUUUAACUUAUUUCAGAGCAAGUGCAUGAGAGUGUGUCAAUGCCUUUUAUUUAUUUGUAUGCACUUUUAAUAUGCAGAAUUUAUAUUUUUAUGUUUUGAAAAUAAUUUCCUUUCCUGAAGAAGGGUUUGGAUACAAGGGAUUGGAUGAUUAACAGUGAAAAAUGUAAUAAUAGUUCAAUAAAUUUACAGUGUACAAGGACUUGCAUGAGGGAAAGCGUUUUUCUUCAAACUUCAACCCUCUCCCCCAUCCCAUCAAAAGGUGUUUUUUUUUUAAAUUUGAAUUUAUAUCCCACCCUUCUCCGAAGACUCAGGGCGGCUUACACUGUGUUAAGCAAUAGUCUUCAUCCAUUUGUAUAUUAUAUACAAAGUCAACUUUUAUUGCCCCCAACAAUCUGGGUCCUCAUUUUACCUACCUUAUAAAGGAUGGAAGGCUGAGUCAACCUUGGGCCUUGUGGGACUUGAACCUGCAGUAAUUGCAAGUAGCUGCUGUUAAUAACAGACAGACUUAGUCUGCUGAGCCACCAGAGGCCCUGUAAUGGCAAAAUCUCCCUCAAGUGGAGCUAGAAUUUGGUCAUAGCACAGAUACAUCCAGGUCUUGCUUUUAGCAAUAAUAUGAAAAUGAUUUACCACUGUUUCCUUUGGAUGCAGUUUUUCAAAUCCCCAGUCCCAAAAUCGCCAAACUGCAGAACAUUUGGCUGGGAGCAACUGGGGGCCAGUUCAAUCCAUCUCCAUACCCAGUGCAGCCCUGGGACAUCCGCCUGAGGCUUCAUUCCCUCCAAGAUCAAACCCAGUUUCUCCUGGGCUGCCCAAAUCCCUGAGACCCUCAGGGUAAAAGGUGAUGAUUUCUCUCCACCGUAGCUCUUCUUCUUAAGCAAGAUAGCUGAUGAUAAUGAGCAGAAUGUGUCAGAUUUCCCAGAAUUCCCCUGGAGAAAUGGAUUGUUGUUCUACCAUGUCUAAAAAGAUGAGAAGUGCUCUCUCUCUCACUCUCUUUCUGCUGUGUCCUCCUGCCUUUGCUCUUUGCUCAGGGCAGAGAACCUGCAACCAGCACAUCACAGAAGUUAACAGAAUAAUAGAGCGGGAAGAGAACUUGGAGAUCUUCUAGUCCAGCCCCCUGCUCAAGCAGGAGACCUUAUAUCAUUUCAGACAAGUGGCUGUCCAAUCACCAAUUGGUGACUCUGCUGAGUCACUUGAAUAGAAUAGAAUAGAAUAGAAUUUAGAAUAGAAUAGAAUAGAAUAGAAUAGAAUAGAAUAGAAUAGAAUAGAAUAGAAUAGAAUUUAGAAUAAAAUUUUUAUUGGCCAAGUGUAAUUGGACA